Messenger RNA from Stylophora pistillata, 2269 nucleotides. RefSeq lists its product as uncharacterized. The record is from RefSeq and is a predicted model, not a curated record. NCBI's taxonomy places the organism in Eukaryota, Metazoa, Cnidaria, Anthozoa, Scleractinia, Pocilloporidae.
AUGUGGACUACUUUAUUUGUAAAUGCAAACUGUGAUGGAAAUGAUUUGUACGAUGAACUCUAUGGAGAAACUGCUGUAUACCUAGAUAUAGAAGACGUAGCACGGUCUCUAGGUACCGAUUGUAAUGUAGAAUCUAUCAGUGCACUAUUUAGUUUUACAAAUGCCAAUGAUUUUGCUGAUUUAAUUUUGCAUAUUUCCAAAGUUCAGCAACCAUCCUAUGGAGUAAUAAUUGCCUGCGAAAAGUCAGUUGGAAUUUAUAGGCAACCUAAUGGCCUCUGUGCUUUGAUUGAUAGUCAUGUGCACAAUAACAAUGGUGCCAUCAUAGUGGUAGCAGAUUCUCCAAGCAAACUUAUCAAUUUCAUCAUGCAGUGGAGUGCAGCUCCACAGUAUCAGUACAAGAUAUCAGAAGACUCUUCCAACACGGUUUGUAUGGGAGAGGAAGGCUCCGGGGUGAAAGGCUCCUGGCCAUUUGAACAUUUGUCUAAUGGAACUCGCCUUGAUAGUGAAACUGGUUUAGGGGAAAGAAAUCCAGAUGUCACUAGGGAGCGGGAGAAAGCUGUUAGUGGUGUGAAAGGCCCAGACAGUGGUGAAGAAGAGCAUCAAAUUCACCAUGGAAAGGGAGUUGUAGAUGGUGUUUGUGGUAGUGUUAAGACAGCUGUAUGGACUGCUGUCUCAACAAGGAAAGUAACAAGAGUGGUCAGUGCAGAGGAAUUUUUUGACACUGCUAGAUAUCAGCCAGGGAAAAGCAAUCAUGAUAACGUUUACAGUUAUUGUGAAAGUUUUUACGGUGAUUCCAGAGAUGUGUCCAUACCAGAAGACCCAAUGCCAGAUGGUAGUCAAGAGACAGAUGGAAAUCAUGCUAUAUCAAGUAAUGUAGAGAUAACUGAUAAUGUAUCAAGAUCUGCAGAUUGUACAUGUACGUUUGCCGCUCUUUGUAUGCAAAGUACAGAGCAACUUGCUAAUGACAUACAUUUGGGAUUACCUGAAGAAAUCCAAAAAUGUUUUGAUAAUUCUAACAAUGUUAACCUACAUCCAUCCAGUUCAUCCUUGGCACAACUGAUAGUAAAUGGUAGUAUUGAGUUUGGUGGUAACACACUGAUCUCACUUUCUGAUUUGAAAGAGUUAGAUUGCAAAGGAGACACUGAUGAAGAAAAGUGGAUUCCAAACUUUGUGAAUGAUUCAUAUCUCCACUUCAUUAAAUCUGAAUGCUCUCAUGGGCAAUGUACAGCUGAGGUGCUGAAAUGGGACGAGUUUGAAAAAGUAGCUGUGGAAAAGAUAAAAGAAAAGAAACUGCUUCAGCAGGACAUCAUCCUUAUUCCCUGUAAUAGUGGUGGAAGGCAUUGGGUUCUGUGUGCCAUUUUGUGCAAAGAGAAGUCUGUCAUAGUACUAGAUAGUUUAUCUGGUGAGAUAGUGAAGCCAAGCACACAAGACAUUCUAUCAAAAGUGAUAACCAUGCUGAGAUUCAACAACAGCACAACUGAUUUCCAACAGGAGGAGUGGUCGUUGUAUGUCAACAUGUGCAAAGAAAUCCCCCAGCAGCAAAAUGGGUAUGAUUGUAGCAUCUUCACCUGUAUGUAUGCUGGAUGUUUAGCCAAAGGAUGCCCAAUGGUAGUCCAAGACAACAUACCAGCUCUCAGACAGGUGAUGAUUGUAGAGCUUCACCAAAGAAAGCUAUACUCAAUCCCAGGUCCAACAGUUAAAGUACGGGAGUACUAUGCAGUGGCAUUUGUACAAAACUUCUACUUUGGUAGAGUCUUAAAAGUGAGUGAAAGUUCAGUGACACUUAAAUUCUUGCAUCGUGUGGGAGCUGAAACCUUCCAUUGGCUAGGGCGGGAUGAUGUGCUACAAGUCCAUCAGUCAUGCAUUUUCUUUGGCCCUAUUACAGUUCCUAUGUUCAUCAGUGGUCCAUUCAAGGUUCCUGAACUACAGUGUGUUCAAAACUUAAUCAAGGCCAUGAAUAGAAGUAAAAAGGCAUAGACAAUUUCUGGCUGGAUAACAUUUUAAACUUCGCAUGCAAUGACUUGAAAGUUUAUGCAUAAACUUUGCAGUUGAAACUAAGCAAACUUAGCUUUUUUGAAAGCUAAAGCAUCUUAGAGGCUAGUUACUGAAGGGCUCUUUGUUGAAUUAUCAACUUAAUAUUAGUAUUUGUUAGUACUAGAAAUGUUACGUCCGUGACGUUGCGUCCAUGACAAAGUUUGCAUUGGUCUGGUUCCAAACACAAGAGCUAUUCUGAUCUUUUCAUUUGGUCAAAGUAUGCUUAUUUACUAAU